Messenger RNA from Tupaia belangeri chinensis (Chinese tree shrew), 1306 nucleotides. It is a transcript of the gene GPX6, whose product is annotated as glutathione peroxidase 6. The record is from RefSeq and is a predicted model, not a curated record. NCBI's taxonomy places the organism in Eukaryota, Metazoa, Chordata, Mammalia, Scandentia, Tupaiidae. Gene Ontology annotation, molecular function: glutathione peroxidase activity. Gene Ontology annotation, biological process: response to oxidative stress. The transcript is spliced from 5 exons.
AUGGCGCCGCCGCUCCGAGCCACCUGUCUGCUGGCGCUGCUCCUGGCCGGCGUCGCGCAGCGGCGCCUCGUCUGGGCGGGGUGCGCGCGGGGGGGCCUGCAGCCGCGGGACGUGAAGGUGGCUUGCAGCAAGGGCGUGGCGGGCACCAUCUAUGAGUACGGCGCACUCACCCUCAGUGGCGAGGAGUACAUCCCGUUCAGGCAGUUCGCGGGCAAGCACGUGCUCUUCGUCAAUGUGGCCACCUACUGAGGCCUGGCGGCCCAGUACCCUGAACUGAAUGCACUGCAGGAGGAGCUGGGGUCCCGUGGCCUGGUCGUGCUGGGCUUUCCUUGCAACCAGUUUGGGAAACAAGAACCAGGAAGCAACUCGGAGAUCCUUUCCGGGCUCAAGUACGUGCGUCCGGGCGGAGGCUUCGUUCCCAAUUUCCAGCUCUUUGAAAAGGGAGAUGUGAAUGGAGAGAAGGAACAGAAGAUCUUCACCUUCCUGAAGAAUUCCUGCCCUCCAACCUCCGAACUCCUGGGCACAUCAAGCCAACUCUUUUGGGAGCCCAUGAAGGUCCACGACAUUCGCUGGAACUUCGAGAAGUUCCUGGUGGGGCCCGAUGGAGUCCCCGCCCUGCGCUGGUUCCACAAGGUCCCCAUGAGUAAGGUCAGAUCUGACAUCCUGGAGUACUUGGAGCGGUCCGACUCCCAGUAGGAAGCUGGCAGCUGGGGAAGGUCUCUGCCCCACUCCCUCCAGUCCAGCCUCCCUGGCCAGGCCACCCUCCCCCCACGCAGCUGCUCAUGUGUGUGUGAGCAGUUGCGUGUGUGCAUGUGUGUGUUUGAAGAUCAAGGGAAGGAAAACCUAUCUGAUCCUGAAAUGUGAGUUUUUUCCAAACUGUUCCAAAGGAAAAUAAUGUUUUAGGUAGCCAUUCAGACUGCUCCAAAUGCUAAAAAAGCAGUUCCCCAGAAGUCCUGGCCUGAAGACAGAAGGGAAGCAGGGACUGCCAGAAGCCCCCAGGCCCUAGCCGCUGCCUGUCUGGGAUGUGCCCUCUCCCUCUCCAGACUCCUCCAGCUCCUCCAGUCCGCCCCCCUCAGCACAGCCCCCACAGGGCCUCUGCAGGAAAGGGGAGCAGAAGCCUCACUUCGCAGGGGAAGGGCGUCUCCAUGAUGGUGGGUCCCCAAGCCCCUCCGGUGGGACCACUCCAGAGCCUUCCCUGGAGCCUGCGCCUUGGUGCAUUCAGGCGUGGCCCCAGGCAGGGACGCCCCUUCCUCCAGCAGUCUCCUCACCUUAGCCUUGCUCUGCCCGGAUUCCAAUAAAGGACUCU